CAUUUGUCGAGUGCGGCUGCUGUUUCGCCCAGUCGUUUGCCGUUUGUCAACCGUUUGCCAGCGUUUGCCGUGAGCGCUAGUUUCUUGCAAGGAAUAUAUAUAUAUAUACAGUCCAUGUUCAGCGAUAAUACCUGAAUUGAAAAAUCUGUGAAUAUAGCCUUCUGUGAGCGGCCCACGGAAAAUCGUGAAAAUCGAAUAGAAUAUACAAAAUAUUUAGUGUUCAACUAAAGAGUGUUUAAAGUAUACAAAUUAAUAACAAAAAUGCAGUACAUCUAUGUGAUUAGUGCGCUGAUUUUGGCUAUCGCCGUGCAGCAAGGAUAUGCCAUCAAGUGUUUCGUCUGUAACAGUCACAAAGAUGCCAACUGUGCGUUGGACAUUCCGCCCGAGAACUUGGUGAAGGAUUGCGAUGAAGAGUACUCGACCCGCGGCAAAGGGAUUCCCACAUACUGCCGCAAGAUCACGCAGAUCAUCGAGUUCUCCGUGAACAGCCUGCCCCCGGAUAGCCGUGUGAUAAGGACCUGUGCCUAUCAGAACCAGACCUCCACCAACUACUGCUAUCAGCGUGCCGGGUUCGGUGGUCGCCAGGUGGUCUGCUCCUGCGAUACGGAUAACUGCAACGGUGCCGGGGCGAUGAGCGCCUCAGCGGUGGGCGUGGCAGCCAUGGUGGGACUCUUGCUGAGCGCCCGUCAAUAUCUGCAGCGUUAAGGAAGGAAUAGAGGGCAAGGCCCCCUCAGUUGUUUUUGUUUGUUUUAUCGAUGCAUCCACCCAGUUUUUCGUUUUGUUUUCGUAUUGCUGCUGACUCUUUGACUUCUGUGACACCUUCACCGCUUUUUCCCUCAUCAUUAACAAGGUCCACUCGCAGAGCUGUUCCAGAAUCUGCUCUGGGGAUCAGCCCGAUUUUGUAACAUUUUUUGAAUGGAGAACCGUAAAAGCUUUAUACAAAGUAUUUAAAUAAUAAAAUAACUCCCUAACUAGAAGUGUAUAUAAAAACCAAAGAGAGAGCAUGUAACAAUUGGCCAAUAUAAUCGUUCAAAUCUAUUUACAUUAACAGGAAUUUUGAAACUAACUUAUUAAACGGAAGCAAGGAAAAUAACGAAUAAAUAUAACUAAAACCUACCGCAGUUGAAAGUAUUUAAAAGAUCGAGAUAAACGAAUAAGUCAAAGAUGGCCACAAAGCUAACAAUGUUAAAAAUUAAGGCCUACCAAAAUGAAAAGUAGUACAUAAUAAAUGUUAACACUCUUCGCCUAA
Molecule: messenger RNA, 1249 nt
Organism: Drosophila eugracilis
Lineage: Eukaryota; Metazoa; Arthropoda; Insecta; Diptera; Drosophilidae
Exons: 4
Coding region: 262-705 (147 amino acids)
Biological process (GO): sleep; regulation of synaptic transmission, cholinergic; positive regulation of voltage-gated potassium channel activity
Source: RefSeq, a predicted model, not a curated record